AUGUCUACUCAGAAGGCCGUUAUCGUUACCCAACCUAAGACCACGGGCUUGGUCAGUGAUCGUGCCAUUCCCAAGCUCCGCGAUGAUUACGUCCUCGUGAAGACCGUCAGCGUGGGUUUAAACCCUAGUGACUGGAAGCACGUCGACUUCCUCUCUCCGCCCGGUGUACUGUUAGGAGGCGAUUACUCUGGCGUUGUCGAGGCCGUUGGAAAAGACGUCAAACUACCCUGGAAGAAGGGUGACCGUAUCUGCGGUUUCGCCCACGGUGGUAAUGCAGUCCAGCCCGAGGAUGGCUCUUUCGCCGAAUACAUUGUUGUCAAGGGUGAUGUGCAGCUUCGAAUCCCUGAACAUCUUAGCUUUCAGGAAGCCGCCACACUCGGAGCAGGCAUCCAGACUAUCGGCCAGGCUCUAUACCAGACUUUGAGGCUGGCUCUACCGAGUCAACCUAUCAAAGAUGCGACUCCUAUUCUUAUCUAUGGCGGUUCUACCGCUACGGGUACCCUAGCGAUCCAAUUCGCCAAGCUCUCCGGUUACCAGGUGCUCACUACCUGUUCGCCGCACAACUUUGACCUUGUCCGUGCCCUUGGUGCAGAUGCUGUUUUCGAUUACCAACACCCCGACUCCGCCGCUCAAAUUCGCAAGCAGACCAACAACAACCUAAAACUAGUCUUGGACUGUAUCUCUCUUCCUCCUAGUGUUGAUUUCUGCGACAAAGCACUUUCAACCGAGGGUGGCGAGUACCUCGCACUUCUGACCGUGAAAAUCGAUCGCGCCAACGUCAACAGUCGCUUCAUCCUAGCCUACACUGUACUUGGCGAGGCCUUUAAUUUCGGUGACAUGCCCGUUCCCGCUAAGCCGGAGGAUUUCGAGCAUUCCAAGGAGUUUACUCAGGUGGCCCAGGCUCUUUUGGAUCAUAGCAAGAUCAAAGUUCAUCCUCCUAAGGUUGGAAAGGAUGGUCUACGUGGUGUCUUGGAAGGAAUGGAGCUUCUCAAGGCCAACAAAGUCAGUGGUGCGAAAUUAGUUUAUAACAUUGAGGAGACUCCUUAG
This is a messenger RNA of Penicillium argentinense, 1047 nucleotides long. Its product is annotated as zinc-binding alcohol dehydrogenase family protein. The record is from RefSeq and is a predicted model, not a curated record. Bases 1 to 1047 code for a protein of 348 amino acids. The transcript has a single exon. Gene Ontology annotation, molecular function: oxidoreductase activity, acting on NAD(P)H. Lineage: Eukaryota; Fungi; Ascomycota; Eurotiomycetes; Eurotiales; Aspergillaceae.